UGUAUCCUGUUGGAACAUAUAUCGCAAGCCUUGGUCGACGCGUACACAAACUGCUGAGGACUAACGCUAAUCGGUAUACAGCGAGAAAUCUUGCAUAAUUUUCCACGACCAUGGCAAUCCUGAAAAGAUGCCUCUGUGUGGACAAUGUCCGAGGCGGCUCCGCAUUAUCAGCUGUAUACUCUGUGAUCUCUUCUCUUGUACUCCUGGUACUGGCUGCCAUCCAACUGUCAGCGAUCACAGAGUUGCCUGCGAAAUACAAUACCGGCAACAUCACAACUGUUAGCGCUUUGUACGUGGUUUCGGUGAGCCUGGUUGUAGUGUCCUCGCUGCUAGUCCUUUGGGGCACUUCGAGGGAUGAUCGUUGGUUUCUGUUACCAUAUAUGAUUGUGAUGCCGAUACUCAUUCUAUGGCAGCUAGUUGGUUUAAUCAGUUUCCUGUACCUCAUUAUAAGCCUUAGCCUCGACUCUACGGGAUUAUUUGCCAUCGUCAUCGUUGUGGUCCAGGGUCUUAAUUUUCUCUUCAAUUAUCCCAUCUUCUAUUCUUCCAUCGCGGCGACUAUCAUGGGCCUCCAUCUCGUACUUAAUAUUGCUAGCUUCCUUGCUGUGACGUCUCAAUAUCAGGAGUUGAGGGAUGGCCGGGGAACGACUUACGACGUUUACGCCUCCAGGCGGGGCACUGACAGGAACCACGAACCCUUUGGAGGCAUGUUGAAUCAGCCUGCACACGGCACGCCAUUGCGAAGUAUUACCACGGAAGGAUAGGGCUUGCUAUCAAGGAUCAACAAUCAGGGCGACAGUGCGCCUCCAAGAGUUUGUAACGCGUUGGUUGGCCAAUCGCAAUGUGCGAAAUCUGUCGGCCCUUUCCAAACGCGCACUGGGUCGACAGAUUUCGCGCACUGUUAUUGGUCGACGCAUUACAAACUCUUAGAGGUGCACUAUUGUGAAUCGCCCGUAUUGGCCGUGCGACGGGGGAAAGUAUUAAAAUGUUACCAGUCGGGCUUCGGUAUUAGUAUAAGAGAUAAUUAUCUAAACAUCAUGAUCCACUUGUAAAUUAACUUAUAAUUGAGCAUCAAAUUACAAAUGGUUUUUAUCAUAAGUUCUUUUUAUUUUUGGUUGAACAGCCUACCGUUAAAAUAAACGUCCUACGAAUUUCAUGUCUGUAUUCUGUCCCGCAUAUUGGAGGAUGCAACAAUCGUUUGAAAAGUGUGUAAUAACGACUCAAACAGUUGGCGUCAUUAGAACAUCUCAAUGUCCAAGACGAUGUUGCGCCUUUUUAGUUUGUAAAGCCAUUUUCCAUUGUAUUUGAAGAGUAAAUGCGGGGGCCGAUCUGUCACAACUGAGUUACGGUAAGGGAUAAAUGUGCUUCUGAAUGAUUUACCUCUGUUGCUAUACUUGGAUAUGCUACCAUUAACAUACUCUUAAACGUGUUGCUGCAAUAAAUUUUUCUUCGACACGAAAUUUA
This is a messenger RNA of Acanthaster planci (crown-of-thorns starfish), 1461 nucleotides long. RefSeq lists its product as uncharacterized. The record is from RefSeq and is a predicted model, not a curated record. Lineage: Eukaryota; Metazoa; Echinodermata; Asteroidea; Valvatida; Acanthasteridae.